Thalassophryne amazonica is the source of this 5501-nucleotide messenger RNA. RefSeq names its product integrin, alpha 1 (gene itga1). The transcript is spliced from 30 exons. The coding region runs from base 182 to 3742 and encodes 1186 amino acids. Gene Ontology annotation, molecular function: integrin binding. Lineage: Eukaryota; Metazoa; Chordata; Actinopteri; Batrachoidiformes; Batrachoididae. Gene Ontology annotation, biological process: cell-matrix adhesion; cell-cell adhesion; cell adhesion mediated by integrin. The record is from RefSeq and is a predicted model, not a curated record. Gene Ontology annotation, cellular component: external side of plasma membrane; integrin complex.
CGCGCAUCGGAACAAAUCGCAAUCAGAGCGGAGCUGCUGUUUGAAUCGGGGCAUCGCACCGUGACCGCGGAUGCUGCGGCACACGAACUGUUCUGCGGACUCUAAUCAGCCAAUUGCUCCACCCGACCUCCCUGUCUGAGCGAUCGACGUGCGCAAAAACGGAACAGGUCGGUGCGUCAAGAUGCUCGGGACAAGUCAACGAGCCACUCUGACAGCAGUACAAGUUAUUGCCCUGCUGUGGUCUGUGCUGUCCUUCAACGUAGACCAGAAGAACGGUUUGUCAUUCAACGGCCCCCUGGAUGACAUGUUUGGCUACACCGUCCAACAGUUCGAGAACAGCGAGGGGAAAUGGGUUUUGAUUGGCUCACCGCUGUCGGGACAACCAGCUAAACGGACAGGGGACGUCUACAAGUGUCCUGUGGGUACAGGGGACAACACGUGUGUCAAACUGGAACUGCCAAAAAACACAACAAUUCCCAACUUACAUGAAGUGAAAGCGAACAUGACCAUGGGAACCACACUUGUGACCAAUCCCAGUGGAGGAUUUCUGGCGUGUGGUCCUCAGUAUGGCUACAUGUGCGGACAGCAGCAGUACAUCUCAGGUGUUUGUGCCAAUGUUACCUCUUCCUUCGAGGUCAUCAACUCUAUGGCACCAGCAGUGCAAGAGUGUUCGAAGGAAUUGGACAUUGUGAUCAUUCUGGAUGGAUCAAACAGUAUCUACCCCUGGUCCAGUAUUGUUGAGUUUCUGGUCAAAUUCCUCAAGAACUUUGAGAUCGGACCAAAACUUUCACAGGUGGGCAUCGUGUCGUAUGGCGAGACUGUGGCUCACUGUAUCAACCUGAGCCAGUUUGACAACACUCGUGACCUGUUGAAGGCAGCCAGUGACAUUCCUCAGCAUCAAGGUUUGCAGACCAUGACCGCCCUGGGAAUCGAUACUGCCAGGAAAGAAGCCUUCACUCCAGAGCGCGGCGCACGACCUGGAGUGAAGAAAGUCAUGGUCAUCGUGACUGAUGGAGACUCAUAUGACCAAGAAGAACUCGGAAGAGUCACCAGUGACUGUGACAAAGACGACAUCGAGAGGUUUGCCAUUGCUGUUUUGGGGGACUACAAUCGUCAGAACAGAAGUGCAGAAGAGGUGCAAAAGUUUAUCAAACAAAUUGAAUCCAUUUCAAGUGAGCCGUUAGAUGAUCACUUCUUCAAUGUCUCUGAUGAAGCAGCCUUACUGACCAUUGUUGAUACCCUUGGAAGUCGAAUUUUUGCCUUGGAAGCAACAUCUGGCAACUACACAUCAUCUUUUGGGAUGGAAAUGUCCCAAGCUGGAUUUAGUGUGCAUACUUCCAAAGAAGGUGUGUUACUGGGAGCCGUGGGUGCGUAUGACUGGAACGGGACAGUGGUAAUGCACACAGCAAGAGAAUCCAUCGUUGCAAAGUAUCCCGAGUUCUAUGACCCAGAGUCAGAGGUCGGGUACGAAGGGUUGGCCGGGUACCUCGGCUAUGAUGUCCAGUCGGCAUCCACACCCGAUGGUGUCCUGUACAUCACAGGCGCACCGCGGUACAACCACACAGGCCGUGUGGUCAUCUAUAGGCUGGGUGAAAAAAACAAUAUUGUCCUUUCACAGAUACUCAAAGGAGAACAGAUUGGUUCCUACUUUGGAAGCGUCCUGCAGACGGUUGAUGUGGAUGCAGAUUCCUACACUGAUCUUCUCUUGGUUGGAGCUCCGAUGUACAUGGGCAUGGAAAAAAACGAGCAAGGUCAAGUCUACGUUUAUCGACUCAACCAGGAUGGCCAGUUUGAGCACGAGUUCACCUUAAAGCCUGUCAGUCAGACCUGCUGUUCCGCCCGCACAGCCAGCUGUACGUAUAAAAACGAACCAUGCGGUGCCAGGUUUGGUACUGCCAUCGCUGCCAUAACAGAUCUCAAUCUAGACGGGUUUAAUGACGUGGCGAUCGGCGCGCCAUUUGAAAACGACCACCGAGGGGCCGUUUACAUCUACCACGGAGACAAGAAGUCACUGAAAGAGAAGUUUGUGCAGCAUAUACCAGCAGGUGGCGACGGUGAAAAGGUGAAAUUCUUCGGCCAGUCAAUACACGGGGUCAUGGAUCUAAAUGGGGAUGGAAUCACCGAUGUCACCAUCGGCGGACUGGGCGGGGCAUCGUUGUUUUGGUCAAGAGAUGUCGCAGAACUUUAUGCCAACAUGACCUUUGACCCUGCUAAAAUCAGUCUGCAGCAGUCCCAGUACCACUGUGAACAUGACGGACGCAAAACUGUGUGCGUGAAAACUUACGUGUGUUUCAGCUUCAUUAUCAAAUCUGACAAUAAGGACUCAAACUCUGCUACAGAGAUCCGCUAUGAUCUGAUACUAGAUACACUGCGAGCAAAAGCCAGGGCCACUUUUGUCAAACCAGAUGAUAAAAAUGAUCGUAGAAUUUCCGGGCAGCUCUCUAUCAAAGACCAACAGACCAGAUGUCUGGAAGAAACCUUCAUCAUGUCGGCACAACUGGACUUCCGAGACCCUCUCAUGGUAUCUUUGGAGUUUGGACUGGCGGAGGAGGACACGGGUCCUGUCCUAGAUGAAAGUCUUCCCACAGCCAUCAAUAAAACAAUUCGCUUAGUGGACUGUGGAAGUGACGGGAAGUGCAUCGCCGACCUCUCUCUCGAAGCAGAGCCGAGUGUUAAAACAAUGGUGAUCAAAGCAAUGAACGAGAAGAUUGAUGUGCACAUGACCAUCAGAAACAGCAAAGACAACGCCUACAACGCAAAGAUCAUCGUCAGCUUCACCCCAAACAUCAACUAUGUUAAAGUCGAGCCAGAAAAGGAGUGCAGUGUGAACCACACCAAACUGGAAUGUCUUGUUGGAUAUCCCUUCCUGGGAGGUGACGCAGAGGAAAAACUCUAUUUGAAAUUUGAGGUGAAUCCCAAACAUAUUCAAGAGGAAAUUCAGAUCAGCAUAACAGCUACGAGUGAUAGCGAAGAGCUGGAUUCCACACAGGAUGACAAUACCGUGCAGAUCUCCAUCCCUGUGACGUACGAGGCAGCGCUCAUAUUCUCUGUACAACCCAAGGAUGAGCAUUUUGUAAUAAAAGAUGGCGAACAGUACCCUGCUUUAAUCAAUGACACCAGUGUGAUUGGAGAAAAGAUCAACAUCAACUUCAUGGUACAAAAGGAUGGUGACGUGGUGACUCCGCCCCUUCAUCUUCGAGUGACCUUUCCUUACGUGUCUCAAAUAAGUAACACCUUACUGUACCUGACCCAUGUCAACGUCAGCCCCCACGUCAGAUGUGAUGCGGCACAUUUGAUCAACCCAUUUAAAAUUAACCCGGUUGUUUUGAAGCCCGCUCCAAAGAGAGAAUCCCUCACGGUGUACCAAGUGAGCUGUGAAACCAUCCCCUGUGCCACGUUCAGCUGCUUCAUCGCCGAGGCUAAGAUCAGUCAGGUCAACCUGACAUUCAGACUGUGGAAACCAACCUUCGUUAAGGCGGAGUUUUCCAGUCUGCACAUGGAGGUGAAUGCCACUCUGAAGACCCACAACACAAACCUGUUUGUGUUGAGCAGCACUGACCAGACCAGAACUGUGAAGAUCCAGGUGUCCAAAGAGUCCUUAGGGGGAAUUCCCAUUUGGGUCAUCAUCAUCAGUAUCCUGAUUGGUCUACUGAUCUUAGCGCUUGUCAUUUUUGCUCUUUGGAAGAUGGGCUUCUUCAAAAGAAAAUCAAGGGAAUAUGCAAAAGGGGAAAUAAUGGACUGACAGUUGGCACCAAACAGCUGUAACCAACUGAUUUCAGAGCCAUCAGGAGGCUCAAAGUGACAGGUGGCCAUUUUUUUAUAUUACAGUAAGACAAACGGAAGAGAUGCCAUAAGACCUGUGACAACUGUGAUAUCAGUGCUGCAACAGAAGUGACCUGCAAACUGUUUCCAGAUCACCAGUUCCUUUUCAAGCUGAGAUCACAUCAUUUUUGCAAGUAGUUCCGAAACAACAUCCGGCCAGUUUGCUUGGAUUUACAACUGUCACAUGUGGCUCAUGCUGCAGGAAGCACUUUCUUGUAUUACUGACAAUCACUGUGUGCCGUAAAGUGUCCAAGUAAAACAAAUACCGAUAUGCAUUUGCAGAUACGGUUUGUCACAGUUCUGCUUUUGUCUAGCAGAUAAACCAGACAAAAUGAGGAGAAGGUACAUCAUCAGCCCAUAAUCUGUUGGCAAAGUUGCAUCUCAUGCAGAACUAUUAUAAAGCCAUCAGAACUGCAAAAACUGCACUCAGCUGAAGAGGAGCAAAGUACUCAGGUUUUUCAGCACGAAGAUCCAAAGACACCAAAGCCAUACAUACUUUGUCAUUCCAACAGAAGUGUCCAAAGGUCUACCUUUUUUCAGACAUGAAAUAUGUGAAGUGAGAUGUCUGAUAGUGUGUACUUUUUGUCCUUUUUUUCAACGAUACACUGUAUAUUAUUGCAACAUAUAGCAUUUCUGUGCGCCGUUUUUGUCAAACUUUACCUGCAAUAUAACACGGCACAUCCUAGAACCUUUUUUUUCUUAAUGCUGACAAAAGACACUGAUGACUAAAUAAGAUUUAUUUUCUUACAAAGGUGUAAGAUUGUUUUAGUUUUGUUCAAUUGAUAAAUGAAAGAUUGUUGUCACACCUCUUAUGUUAAAAAUCUGUGCAAAAUGCGACCCCAAAACAGAAAACAUUGAGACGAUAUAGAAAAUGCAAAUAAAAUAAAUAAAUAAAAACCCUGCAGUGAAUCUUACAUUUAGUUUAAGUUUUGUUUCAUUGCAGAUAUUAUGAACCCAAGAUAUUUCAGGUUUUGCCUGGUCAACUUCAUUUCACUUUGUUAGUAUACUUCCAUGCCUCCAUUUCAGGUCUGAAAUAUAUUCCAAAAAAAUAAAGUUGGUUCAGGGGCAAUUUACAGCUAGUAAUAACAUUAAAUAAAUAAAUAAUUAUAUUAUGUUCUCAAAUAGGUGCUGUCAACAGGUGAUUGUAAUCAUGAUUUGAUACAAAGGCAGUAUCCACAAAGCUGAGUGUUUGAGGAGCAAAGAUGGGCAGAGGAUCUCCAGUUUGUCAGAGAAAUAUCUGAAGGGUUUUGCACAUUUCUAGUCUGUAGUGCAUAAUAUCAUUAAACAAUUCAGGCAGUCUGGAAGAAUUUUACUGCAUAAAGGGGAAGGGCAUGUCUAAGCUGAACACCCAGGAUCUCUGAUCCCUCAUGCGGCACUGCACCAAGAAUCAUCAUUCAUCAAUAGCUGAUAUAACUAUAUGAUCACUUUGUGAAACUUUGGUAAGAAUUACAUCAGAGACUUACAUUCACAAAUGCCACUUAAAACUUUACAAAAAAGAAGCCUUAUGUUAGCCUUGUCCAGAAGAGUGUUGACUUCUCUGGGAGACAUCUGGGUUGGACCUUCUUCUUCUUUUUUCGGCUGCUCCUGUUAGGGGUCGCCACAGCAGAUUAAUCGUUUCCAUCUCACCCUGUCCUCUGUAUCUUCCUCUGUCACACCAACCACCUGCAUGUCCUCCCUCA